UUUGGAAAUUCUGCGGAAACACCAAAACCUCUAUUCGGCGCCGUUGCUGGCCCUGUAGCGGAAGCCCCAAAAGUACCCCUUUUUGGAGCCAGUCAGCCGGCUACCUCCGAAAAACAGAAACCUCUCUUCGGAGCUUCUGCGCCUGCUCCUGUUAGCAAACCAAUUUUUGGUGCUACUACUACUGCACCAGCAGCAUCUACGACAAAUGGAGGACUGAGCUUCAAUUUUGGUUCAAACAAUGCGUUUGGAGGUUUUGGUGGUGGAUCCUCCACACUCGCUGCAGUUCCUCCAUCAUCAAACUCAUCUACCACUUCACUUUUUUCCGCUGGGCAACAGGAUAAUUCGAAACCUUUCCAAUUCAAUGCUACCAUUCCGGAGCCAACGUUUCAGUUUGGUCAGGCGCCACUCUCUGGCCCGACUCCAUUUCAGUUUGGUUCUUCCCAACCAGCAGCGCCAGCUUUUGGAGCAACAGGUAUCACAGCACCAACAGUGCCGAGCUCCAAUUUCGCAUUUACGUGA
This is a messenger RNA of Strongylus vulgaris, 519 nucleotides long. Lineage: Eukaryota; Metazoa; Nematoda; Chromadorea; Rhabditida; Strongylidae. The record is from the annotation of a GenBank genome assembly.